UGACGUCAGGGUGGGUAGAAGACUAGUGGGCUGAGAAUGUAAACAUGGUGACAGGUCCGUGAGAAGAGCUCCAAAAUGGUCUUCGAAAGCGUCGUUGUAGACGUCCUUAACAGAUUCCUUGGGGACUACGUUGUAAACCUUGACAGUUCGCAGCUCAAACUCGGCAUAUGGGGAGGUGAUGCUGUGCUUACAAAUCUUGAAAUUAAGGAAAAUGCUUUGAGUCAACUUGACAUUCCCUUUAAAGUGAGAACUGGACACAUAGGUUGUCUGGAGCUCAAGAUUCCAUGGAAGAACCUUUACACCCAAUCAGUGGAGGCCACGCUGGAUGGUGUUUAUCUGCUCAUAGUCCCCACGGCAAGUAUAAAGUAUGACCAGGAAAAGGAGGAAAAGCAGCUUCAGGAGGCACGUCAGAGGGAGCUGCAGAGAAUCGAGGAGACAAAGCUGAAAGCUGCUGAAAUAGAGAACCCUUCGCUCCAGAAACAGGACACUUUUAUGGAAAAGCUUGUCACUCAGAUCAUCAAAAAUGUCCAAGUGAAGAUCUCCAACAUCCAUGUUCGCUAUGAGGACAAUGUGACCAAUCCACAUUGUCCUUUGUCCUUUGGUGUGUCUCUGGAAAACCUCAGUCUCCAGACCUCCGACGAGAACUGGAACCCCUGUCUUUUGGAUGAGAAUGCCAGGCUUUUCUACAAAUUGGUUAAACUAGACAACCUCUUUGCCUACUGGAAUGUCAAAUCUGUCCUCUUCUCCAAUCGCAGUUCUGAGGAGGCAUUGAUGUGCCUCCAGAAAACCAUGGACAUCAGUGGGGCUCUUCCUACCAGCCAUGAUUUCAUUUUACGCCCAAUUUCUGCGGACGCAAAACUUUGCAUGAAUCCCAGGUCUGAUGUGGACUUCUCAUACCCCAAAAUAGACCUUAUGGUCAAUCUCAGUGAGGUGGCUAUUGAACUUAACAGGCCCCAGUACAUCAGUAUCCUGGAGCUUCUAGCCUCAGUGGACAUGAUGUCCCGUAACUUGCCAUACAGGAAAUACAGACCCGAUAUCUAUGUUCAUAACCAUGCCAACUUAUGGUGGUCGUACGUCAUUACAAGUGUCCUGGAGGUGGAUGUUCAGCCUCGACUGCGCAUGUGGUCAUGGGAACACAUACGGGAGCACCGGAUGAUGGUGAAGCAUUACCGUGGGCUUUACAAGCUCAAGAUCACAUGCAAGAAACCCGGCGUGGAGCUACUCAAGGAUCUUGAGGAGUUUGAGAAGAACCUGGAUCUUUUUAACAUCACACUGGCAAGACAGCAGGCUGAAGUGGAGGCAAGCAAGGCAGGGCUGCAUAUUUUCCGCCCAGGCUUGAAAAUGGAAGAAGAGGAGACUCAAGGUUGGGUCAGCUGGAUGUGGAACUGGGGAGGAUUGCCCGAGACCCAAACAACAGAGGCCAAACCCGGAGCCAUUGAUGAGCUGUUAACCGGCGCCGAAAAAGCAAAGCUCUACGCUGCCAUCGGAUACAGUGAGAAUGCAACUAACCCCAAUUUUCCAAAAGAUUUUGAGGAUAUGAAGAUGAAUUUCCACAUGGACAAGCUGAGCCUAUCCCUCAAGAACAGCAAGGAGAAAAUGGAAAUCAUCAAGCUGACUAUUGGGGAGCUGAUGUCUGAUCUGACACAGAGAUCUGGAGCGCAAGCCCUGAAAUUCACAGCCCUGGUCAGUUCGUUCGAGGUCACUGGUCUCGCGGAUGACCGACAGCCCCCUACCCUCCUGUCGUCGACGGCAGACAUGGCAUUAGGAAUCCCGCUGCUCAACAUUUUGUUUGAGACCAACCCAGCAGAUGAAAGUGCCAAUCAGCGCUUCCACGCCGAAUCUCUGCCACUGGAAAUAAUCUACGAUGCCAUAACAGUAAACGCCAUGUCAGCCUUCUUUAUGCCACCUGAUGACCUUCAGUUGGACGAGCUCACCAACGCUACGUUAAUGAAACUGGAGCAGUUCCGAGACCGCACAGCCACUGGUCUAAUGUAUGUGAUAGAGACACAAAAGGUUCUGGACCUCAAUGUGAACCUGAUGGCCUCUUACGUCAUCAUUCCACAGACUGGAUUCUACGACGGCACUCAGAACUUUAUGCUGCUGGAUCUUGGACACUUACAGAUGACCAGUCAAAGCAAGAAGCAUCUUCCCCAGCUCAUCGUGGGCUCCAGCAAAUUGGAAGACAUCAUGUUGAGAGCGUAUGACGGCUUUGACAUCCAGCUCAACAACCUGCAGUUCCUUUAUAGUAAACCAGAUGACGACUGGAGAAUGGCUCGUGAGCAGAAGCAGUCACCGCUCCACAUCCUGGAACCAGUGGAUUUAAAGGUGGUGUUCAGCAGGGCUUUAGUUGUCAAAGACUCGCGCAUGGCAAAAUAUAAGAUUUCUGGAGAACUCCCACUGCUAUCCCUUCGUAUCUCGGACAUCAAACUUCGGAAUAUUCUGGAGCUGAUCGACAGCAUCCCAAUGCCGGAUAAGAAACCUGCCGCACAAAAUGCAACAAAGACCAAGCAAUACACACCACAGCUGGCUCCCAGGAGACCCCGAACAGAACAACAUUCCUCCCUCCUGUUGGACUCGUGCGAGACCAUGAGCAUUACUUCAUUGGGAUCUGAAGAGGACUUGUUCUACGACGCUCCCAGCUCUCCCAUCACUGGGCAGCAGUUCUUCUCCGACAGUCCCGCGCCGCUACGCUACGGCGACCUAAACAGAAUAAAGAGCCUGUGCCACGAAGAACGUCAGAAAAACAUGACCAACUUCUUCAUGACAUUUGAAAUCAAUGAGUUCUCUAUUCAGUUGUGUCGCUUGUCUGGGUGUGAGGAGAUCCCAGUGCUCCACUUGGACGUGGAGAGCCUGGGCACGGAGCUCACAGUUCGAAGUUUUGACAUGACAUCCUUCACUUACCUCAAGGAGUUUUGCUUAAAAUGUCCCGAAUACAUGGAUUCUGAACAGAAAAAAGUCGAGCUGGUCACUACUUUGGACAACCAAACGAUGGACAUAUUGACCCUGGAGUAUAUUAAAGCUGACAAGACUGGUCCUGAAUUCAAGUCCCUACACAACAACACAGAGCAGGUCAUCAAGUUGACCUUCUCAUCUCUGGAUGUUCAUCUCCACACGGAGGCGCUCCUCUACACUAUGAACUUUCUCAACAAUCUCGCCCCGCCGUCCACUAAGGCGGAGGAAGACCAUCACAAGCUCCCCGCCAUCCAGGAGGAUGAAUCGAACGAGGAGGGGAAGAAGGAGGCCUCUGCUGUCGCCAAGAAAAAAACGACGAUGAAUGCAAAGACUGCAGCCAUAAUCAAUCUGCAUGUCAAAGCUGAUCUCCGUGCUCUGAAGGUUUUCAUCCGAGGAGAGAAAGCCAGGAUCUCUGAGAUCUGCAUUGAAGGCCUUGUUUCUGAGGUUUUCAUGCGGAAGAAAGACACAAAGGUCCUGGUCAACCUAAAGAACAUUGCGAUCUUUGACUGUGAUGAAACCGCCUUAUAUAAGAAGGUUGUGUCUAUAGAAGACAAGGAGGUAUUCGCCUUCCAGAUGGUCAACUAUACAUGUGCAACAGAGGGUGACGCCUACCUGGACAUGUCUCAAGUUGACAUCUCCGUCACUAUGACUUUAGGGUGCAUUCAGGUCAUCUUUCUUAACAAGUUUGUCUCCUCCAUACUGGCAUUUAUAAACAACUUCCAGGAGGCUAAAAUGGCUGUGGCUGAGGCAACGCAGCAGGCAGCCGAGAAGGCAGCAUCAGGCGUAAAGGAGCUGUCAGGGCGGAGCAUGCGGAUUUCUCUCAACGUCGGCUUGAAUGCACCUAUCAUCUUCGUCCCUCAGUCCUCUUCGUCCAGGAACGUCCUGGUGGGCGACCUGGGCUUCCUGUCUGUAAAGAACCACUUUGCCACGCAACCCUAUGAAAGCAACGUCAAUGUCCCGCCUGUGGUGGACGUCAUUGAAGUCAAGCUGACAGACCUCAAGAUGUACAGAACCACAUUCAUUGAUGGAGGCUUCCAGGGCGAGAGCCAGCUGCUAAAGCCACUGUGCCUCGACCUGAACAUUAUGAGAAAUCUUUCAUCAGGCUGGUACAGCCACAUCCCAGACAUUGCGAUUGCAGCGCACCUCAAGCCGCUGAGUUUGAUCCUCAGCCAGGAUGACAUGAUAGUUAUUUUCAGGAUUCUCAACGAAAAUCUCACGGAGACCUCUGGCAUCGCCUCCCCCAACUGUCCACUUGAUUCUAUUGACGCCUCCGAACCCAACAAAGACUCGGACAGCUCCGGAAACCCAGGAGCCAGCAGCAACACGGUGGUGACUGCAGCUGUUGUGGAGGCUCAUGAAGACAGGCUCAAGAUAACCAUGAAAUUUGACUUCAAGUUUGACUCCAUGUCACUGCUCCUGUAUCAGCCUAAUGGGAAUGAGACUCAGCUGUUGGACCCACAUGAUAACCUGCUAAAGCUGGGACAGUUUGCCCUGGGCACCAUCUCCACCUCUGUCACCAUGUUCGCCGAUACCACCAUGAAGGCCUUGGUCCGACUAUCCACCUGCCUUCUCGAUGACACGAGGCCAACAAGCAACACAUUCUCCCCAAGGAUGAUGGCGCUGCGUCCCGGUGCAGAGCAGAAGAUGAUGGUGGAGGUCAACUAUCGGCAGGGCCGUGAAGGUUUCUCCUUGGACACGGUAGUUCAGGACGUGUACCUGUGCGCUAGCAUGGAGUUCCUCCUCGCGGUGGCCAAUGUCUUCCUCAACGCCCACAAGGAAGGCUUUGCUGAGACGCCCCAAGCCAAGGGCAACGCUGCAUUGGGAGACAAGAGCAGCUCACAUGCUGCAUCGAUGGAAAUCACUGCUGCUCCGGCCACUUUGUCAAAGACGGUGAUUAACGUAGUGGUGCGAAACCCAGAGAUCGCAUUUGUCGCCGACCUGACGAGUGCCGAGACACUGGCCCUGGUGAUGACCACGGAUUGUGAACUAGUCAUGAAAAAUGACACAGAGAGUUCAACUAUGACUGCCGUUAUCCAAGAUCUUAAGGUUGUGGCAUGUCCCUUCUUGAGCGAGAAGAGGGUAAACAACGUAACCACAGUACUGCAGCCAUGCCAGGUGUUCUUCCAGAGUAGUCAAUCCAGUACUUCUCCACAAGCUAUGGAGCUCUCCAUCAAUGCUCUCUCGCUGAAGGUUUCUCCUAUCAUCAUCAAAACAGUCAUCUCCAUCCAGUCGGCCCUGACUCCGGCUGCAGACACCACAGAGGAGCUUGAAAGCCCCGUCCCGGUAGAUAUGUGGUCGAAGCGGGACUGGAAGGACCUCAAAUUGUGGUUCUUGGAGGAGCAGGGAGAUUCAGUCACACAAACACUGGAGCCACUGAUUCCGCAAGGGGAGUCGUUGAAGCUUGACAUCAAAUCAAUCUGCUUGACCCUGGAAGCUGGCGUCGGACACCACACAGUCCCCAUGCUUCUGGCAAAGUCCUCCUUCCAGGGAGACGUCACAAACUGGACCACGCUCAUUAACUUACACAGCGUGCUCAAUUUAGAGGUCCAUUACUAUAAUGAGGUGUUAGGAGUGUGGGAGCCGCUGCUAGAGCCUUUAGAGGAUGAGACAAGAGAUGGCUUCAGGCCCUGGACACUGGAUGUGAAGAUGAAAAAGAAACCACUGAAGAGCAUUAGAUGGGCAGAUGAAGUGGACUACAGUGUCCCAGACUACAAGACCAUCAUUAUGAUCAGCAGUAAGGACCAGCUCAACAUCACACUCUCCAAAUGUGGACUGGCCAUGCUGAGCAAUUUGGGCACGGCGUUUUCCGACGCAGCCAAACAGACAACGAAGAGUUUUCAGAAGGAUGAAGCUCCAUUUGUGGUGAAGAACCGACUGGGCCUCCCGGUCUUUGUCCAGUACAGCGACAUGUUUUCUCCCAUCAAUAUGCAGAGCGACAACCAUACCGUGGAGCUCCAGGAUGGCCAAACGGUCGGAAUGGACUAUACAACCACGACAGAUUCUGACCAGUUCUCAGCAAUGAUCUCCUUAAGCGAAAAGGACUACUACAUACAGCCAACUCCAGCUGGCCACACCUCAGCCCAUGUAAUCCCCCUGAUCAAGGUGGGACGGGGAAUGUACAGCGUCAUGCACCAAUUGUCAGGAGUCACUCGUUUCCUGGUGUGUCAGAUUUACUCUAUGGAGGGCAGCAAGUUCAUCAAGAUCCGCUCACCGUUCCAGAUCAUCAAUCACUUCUCCAUCCCGUUUAAAGUGUUUAAGGGAUCAACAUGUCUGGGUACAUCACUCUCCACAGAGGACUUCUGUGUGCCUCUGGACUCAUACAGGUCCGAGCUGAGCUUCCAGCCAGUCAUGGGGGACGAGGGCGACCAGUUCGAUUGCUCAGAGGGCUUCAGGUACCAAGACAUCAACCCGGAGCAGCUCAUUCAGCAAACGUGCCGUCUCUGCGGGAAAGAGAACGGCGUGCUGACCAUCAACAUCGUUCCCCUUAUGGAUAAAGUGACGUUCAAAGACACUGGCAGCGUGGGAGACAACUUUGACGUGCCCUAUGUGCUCCACCUGUGGCCCUCCAUCCUGCUACGCAACCUGCUGCCCUACGCCAUCACCUACAAACUCAUCGACAGUGGAUCUUCUGCCUCCGAGGCCACGCUGGGACCGGGACACUCUGCUGAGCUUCACACUGCUGUCAUGGACCAGUCUAGCCUAGACCUCCACUUGGUUGACUACUUUGCUCAAGACUGGUCUGCCACUUACAGUCUCUGCAGUAACCAGGAGGAGAUCACCUUAAUCACGUUCAUGUCCCUCCGAGAGGACGAAGAGUUUUACAGUGAGGAGACGACGAGGGCGGAGUUGGACAUAGCUGUACACGUCAAGUACGACAAGGGCCAGACGGAGGUCGCCAUCCACUCGCCGUACUGGAUGGUGAACAAGACGGGCAGGCUGCUGCAGUACAAGGCUGACGACAUCCACCGCAAGCAUCCUCUGGACUACGACAUGCCGCUGCUCUUCUCCUUUAAACCUCGUUACUUUCUAAAAAACAACAAGGUCCGUCUCAUGAUCUCCGAAAGUGACCACUCUGAUGAGUUUUCCAUGGACACUGUUGGGAGCUACGGAGAUGUCAAAUGUAAAGGACAAUAUAAAGAUUAUCGGGUUGGCGUGAAAAUCGACACAAGCAGUUUCAGUCUCACUCGCAUCGUGACCUUCAUGCCGUUUUACACGCUGGUCAACACAACCGGGCAGACUAUCUUUGUAUGCGAGGUGGACGAGGAGAACUGGACCGAAGUUCCACCAGAACAGUCAGCCAUUCCAUUCUGGCCAGAGAACGACACCAAGCUUGUCAAUGUCAAGACAAAAGACUGUUCGUCUCUUCAAACGAUUGACUUCACACGUCCAGAGAACUGCUUAUUGCUUCACUUGGACAACUCUGGUGGUGAGAUCAUUGUAGAAGUGAACGUAACGGAGCACUCUGCCACAAUACGAUUCUCAAACUACCACGACGGUGCAGCCCCCUUCCUUAUCAUCAACCACACCAAACGUCGGCCCUUGGAGUUCCAUCAGAGCGCAAAGAAAGAGUUUCCAUGGGUGCCCAAUGAGCUGCUCGACCUCUCCUUGGCAGUGACGGAGGACAGCUCGCAGAAAGAAACAGAGGAAUAUGAGGCACUAGAGGCGGGCAAGGCUGUGCACUACACCUGGACCGAGCCCACCGGCUCCAGAGAGCUUUGCUGGAAGUGGGGCGGUUACAGCGGGAUGCUAAGAAGCGAAGAGGACCUGCGUGAAAAUGUCAGAGAAGAAGGCAUUCUAUAUGUCAUCUCAUUUUAUGAAGGUCUCCAGCGAGUAGUGCUGUUUACUGAGGAGCUACGCCUCUACAAGCUGCUGUACGAGAGCGAGAAAGCGCAGUUGGCCGACCAGGAGGUCAUCCUGUCGCUGUUCAGUGUUGGAUUGUCUCUGGUCAACCACAGCAGCAACCAGGAGAUCGCCUUUAUUGGGAUCACUAGUUCCGACGAGGUGUGGGAGUUCAAGCCCAAGAAGAAGAAUCGCUGGAAGGCUCUGGCCACCAAUGAAGCUGAGAUUCUAGAGAUGCGCUACAAAGACUAUGUGGAAUCUGAACCUGUAGACAAAGCCAUCAUCGACCUGGAAAACAACUUCCAGGUAUUGCUGUCUACCAACGCCAACGAAAUGCGAUUGCUGCAGCCGUGUUCCGCUCCCCUCCGAAGGCACUUCGUGCCGGGCGUCAAGGUGGAAUAUAGCACUUCGCUGCGCCAGAGCACCUACCGUGUCCAAAUCCACCGCCUACAGAUCCAGAAUCAGCUGCCCGGGGCCAUCUUUCCUUAUGUUUUCUACCCUGUAAAACUACCAAAGUCCAUCGCCGUGGAUGCAGAACCAAAGCCUCUCACUGAUAUCAGCAUCGUAACCAGGGCAGCAGGACACUCUAACAUCUCACGCAUCAAGUACUUCAAGGUGUUGAUUCAAGAAAUGGAUCUCAAACUGGAUCUGGGAUUUCUUUUUGCCAUCCUGGACAUGUUCAGCUUCGAGGAUGCCAGCGCCAUGACCGCACUGCAGAAGGUGGAACUCUUUGAGAAGGAUGUGGAGUACAUCAAGACGGAGCUAAACCACGCCUCCGUUGCUGACACAACUCCCAUUAGCCUCUUUGAGUAUUUCCACAUCUCCCCCAUCAAGCUUCAUUUAAGUUUAUCUCUGAGCACCGGCGGUGAGGACGGCUUGAAGGAGAAGAGAGCCAACGAACUCAUACCCAUCCAGUCGCUCAACCUGCUGCUGAAAAGCAUCGGCGCCACGCUCACCGAUGUGCAGGACGUCGUCUUCAAGCUGGCCUACUUUGAGUUGACCUUCCAGUUCUGCACCACGCAGCAGCUCAACUGGAUGGUCGUCAGGCAUUAUUCCAAACAGGCUAUAAAGCAGAUGUAUGUGCUGGUGCUGGGCCUGGACGUCCUUGGAAAUCCAUUUGGGCUGAUCCGAGGGCUGUCGGAGGGAGUUGAAGCCUUUUUCUACGAGCCCUAUCAGGGAGCCAUCCAAGGACCAGAGGAGUUUGUGGAAGGAAUGGCGCUCGGAAUGAAGGCUCUGGUGGGCGGAGCUGUAGGGGGCAUAGCUGGCGCCGCCUCCAGGAUCACAGGUGCCAUGGCCAAGGGGGUCGCCGCCAUUACCAUGGAUGAAGAAUACCAGCAGAAGAGACGAGAGGCCAUGAACAAACAACCCAGCGGCUUAAAAGAGGGUCUGACCAGGGGUGGAAAAGGAUUAGUGUCUGGAUUUGUCAGCGGGAUUACAGGGAUUGUUACCAAACCCAUUCGAGGAGCACAAAAGGAAGGAGCGGCAGGCUUCUUUAAAGGAUUCGGUAAAGGUCUGGUUGGUGCUGUCGCCAGACCCACAGGAGGCAUCAUCGACAUGGCCAGCAGCACGUUUCAAGGCAUCAAGAGUGCGGCAGAUACGUCGCAAGACAUCGGAUCUCUGCGUCCUCCUCGCUUCAUCCACGAGGACGGCGUCAUACGGCCAUACAGGCAAAGGGAGGGCAUCGGCAGUCAAAUGCUGCAGAAAAUCGAGAAUGGGCGUUUUGCUAAAUACAGAUACUUUGCUCACGCUAACGUCAACGACUCCGACUUCUUCAUGAUCACCAAGAGGGGGAUUUUCUUCGUGACCACGGGAACGUUUGGUCAACUGAACUGCGAGUGGCAGUAUUUGUUUGACGAGUUCACGAAGGAUCCCACCAUCGUGGAAAACCGCCGUCUUCGCAUCGAGGCUAAGGAGCGAGUCAAGUCGGUGUUUCACGCCAAAGAAUUUGGCAAGAUCAUCAAUUUUAAGACGCCCGAGAUCGCCACGUGGGUUCUCGCUAAACUGGAGGACGCCAGGGAGAGGUUACCCAAAUACUGACCAGAAAAACAACACACACACACACACACUAAACACUCACUAAACACUCACUAAAGAGCUCAUAUACAUCACCAGUGCCUUUGUUUGAAUGCAUAUCUAUUCUGUGUUGUGUUUUGUGUGUGCGUGCGUGCGUGUAAGAAGAGUUUUUGAACAAAUUACACUUUAAGUUAAGAAACAGCUCUUGUCACAUUAAGGGAAUAAUCACAUUUAUUUUUUAUUUCACACACUCAUUAAAAUAUUUUUUGGAUUGGAUGGAAACGGUAUUUUUUUAUACACAUUUUUGCAUACACAUGCCAUUUUUUUUUAAACUGUAUGCUGUAUAUUAAUCUAAUAUGUAUAUACACAAAUAUACAAAUAUUCAUCCACAGCACUAACACUGUAAUUUCAAUGAGUUUUUUAUAUUGCACAUAUGCAAGGCCAAGUAAGUUUCAAAUAAUGCUAAUUAUAUUAUCAACAUGUUUUUGUUUUUUUAUUUAUGCUUGGGGUUUAUGACUAUCUGGUGUAUAUUUUUCGGUGUACAUUGCAAUGGCUCAUUCUUUGAGUUCAAUAAAUGAUUAGCAUCUCUUCCCACCGCUUUAUUGUUGCUAAUCCUAUGCAAAACUGCACCAUAAUGACUCUAAAUAAAUGUGUUUAUUGGUGA
Messenger RNA from Nerophis lumbriciformis (worm pipefish), 10468 nucleotides. RefSeq names its product vacuolar protein sorting 13 homolog A (gene vps13a). The record is from RefSeq and is a predicted model, not a curated record. Gene Ontology annotation, biological process: autophagy; protein retention in Golgi apparatus; protein targeting to vacuole. NCBI's taxonomy places the organism in Eukaryota, Metazoa, Chordata, Actinopteri, Syngnathiformes, Syngnathidae.